GUGUAAAUACGAGUAAUGGGUGUAUGGAGUGGGAACUCCCGGAUCCCCUUGGAAUCGAUGCUGGAGAGACCAUACAUCAACACUCCCAACGACUUUUUAAGCAGUGCUCGAUUUUCCGUUUUGGAUAAAUCUUUUGGAGCUCCUUCGCGAAUCGGGAGCUUAAAACUGAAGAGGAUGGGUUCAAGCAGCAGUCAUGUGGUUUCGUCGGAAGCAUCAUCGCCGAGGAAGUCGUCGAGGUUAAGGCGAAAGGUAUCCGCCCUGUUCUGCGGUGUUUUCACGCCCAAGUCAACUUUUAAGAAGCUGGAAGAUUGUGCAGAGGAGAUGCCAACCAUUAGCUGCAGAAGAGAUUUGUCCCCCUUCGAUUCUUCUCUAAACUCCAGCCUCGAAUCCCCUUCUGUGUUUUCCUCAGAAGCUGAAGCCACUACAUCCACAUGUGACAAUGAAGAUUUAUCUGAAGGAAACAUUGGCGUUGUCGAGGAUGCCCUUACUGAAUCUGUUCCAUUAAAUGUUCAGUCACUCAGAGAUCUCGAACCACUUGAGGAUCAGCUUGCUCAACAGUCGAUUAUUGAAAAUACAAUGGCACAAAGUACAACUUCCGAUAGUUCAGUCCAUGAUCAGACAACCAAUCCAGUGCAGGGGCACCAUAGUUCUCAUGUGCUGUCAAAUAGUUCUGAAUAUAGCCAGGAUUCCCUUGUGGUAUACAGUAAUUCUGAUUUAAGGUCACUUUCUGUUGUUUCUGAUUCUUUACCACGGUUUCAAAUCCCUGGGAAUGACGUUGCUCACUUGACAACCGAUUCUAGUUCAGGAUUUCUUGUGUCUGAUAGUGACCAAGAUAUGAGGAGUGGAGCACAACUACAUCUCGAUUUGGUGAGUAUCUCUUCUAACAUCCUAUCUGAUAGCAUUGCUGAAGUAAGUAGAGGUGAAGCAAGAAGAAACAGUAGGACACUAUUUUGGGACGCUUUAUCAAGACACAGUUUUAGACGACAUGUUGAUUCCCCAACAAUUGUUAUCGCCACUGGUCUUGCUGAUGAGCUAGAAUCCCAUGACAGAUGGUUUUAUGAUUUCAAUGGUGAUCUCCAUUCCAUUGGAACCAAUCAUGAUAUCGACACAUUGAGUGCCAGGCUUCGUCAUAGAAAUGAACAGAGACGGCUUUCGAGAUCUGAGAUCUCAGAAAGGAGAGGUAUUCGUAAUGAGGGUGGCCGACGAACUGCAUUUUGUGCAUCAGGACUUCACCUCGAUGGUACAUGUUCAUGUGAUUUGUUCUUUGCAGAUGAAGAAUCAAGUAGUUUUGCAAGUAUCUCACGUAUAAUAGUUCUCGCUGAUGCAUUGUUUGAGGUUUUAGACGAAAUUCACCAUCAGGCUUUAUCGCUUUCACUAUCUACAAUAUCUCUCCCUGCUCCAGAGUCUGUUGUUGAGUCAUUUCCACUCAAGGAUCACAAAAAUGAUGAGAAUGGUUCAAUCGAUGUUCGACAAUGCUACAUUUGCUUAUCCGACUACGAGGAAGGGGACAAAUUGAGAGUCCUCCCAUGCAAUCACGAUUACCACAUGCUUUGCAUCGAUAAAUGGCUUAAAGAAGUGAACAGGGUAUGCCCAGUCUGCAGACACAAUGUCUGCGAAGUUCCCGGAGAAUCCUCAGCAUCCAACACAUGAAAGAAGUAAAAGCUUCUUUCUCAAAGUAAAGCCAAAGUCAACUGUAAGUAUUCAUGCAUACAUAUACAUAUACACUGCAUACAGUAAUGUGAUAAAUACCAGUUUGUUUUUGUUUGUGCAAUUUUUCUAGCUUUUAAACAUCGUAGGUUAUGUAUGCUAAUAGCGCUACAUAAUCGAAUUCAAAGUUUCUUGCUAAUAAACACUGGAAAUUUAAAUUA
This is a messenger RNA of Andrographis paniculata, 1868 nucleotides long. RefSeq lists its product as uncharacterized. The record is from RefSeq and is a predicted model, not a curated record. Lineage: Eukaryota; Viridiplantae; Streptophyta; Magnoliopsida; Lamiales; Acanthaceae. Bases 16 to 1650 code for a protein of 544 amino acids. The transcript is spliced from 8 exons.